Molecule: messenger RNA, 2521 nt
Organism: Beta vulgaris subsp. vulgaris (sugar beet)
Lineage: Eukaryota; Viridiplantae; Streptophyta; Magnoliopsida; Caryophyllales; Amaranthaceae
Product: dynamin-like protein ARC5
Exons: 18
Coding region: 95-2362 (755 amino acids)
Cellular component (GO): cytoplasm; membrane; microtubule
Molecular function (GO): microtubule binding; GTP binding; GTPase activity
Source: RefSeq, a predicted model, not a curated record
AUGACGAGAAUAUGGGAGCCGGUAGGCACCCAAAUAAGUUUGCUCAUAAAACUUAAACAGACAGAUUAGGAAGUAUUGGAGUAAGUCAUUGGUAAUGGAGGAAGUAGGAGGAGAGAAGAAGAUAGGAAAAAUGGAGAAAGAAUGGGAUUUAUACGAAGCAUUCAACGAACUCCAUGGAUUAGCUCAAGAAUUCUCGACUCCAUUUGAAGCUCCAGCAAUUCUUGUAGUGGGUCAUCAGACAGAUGGGAAGAGCGCAUUGGUUGAAGCUUUAAUGGGCUUUCAAUUCAACCAUGUUGGUGGAGGAACCAAGACUCGACGACCCAUUACUCUACACAUGAAGUAUAACCCUGACUGUGAAUCCCCUCUUUGUUUCCUUGUCUCUGAUUCUGACUCUUCUCUUCUUCAACACAAGUCUCUUGAGGCAAUUCAGGCAUUCAUUGAAGCAGAGAACAUGAGGCUGGAGAGUGAGCCAUGCCAGUUCUCUUCUAAGGAAAUAAUCAUUAAAGUAGAAUAUAAAUACUGUCCGAACCUCACCAUUAUAGACACUCCAGGUCUCAUUGCUCCUGCUCCAGCUAGAACUCCAGGUCGAAAGAGUCAUUCACUGCAGGCUCAAGCUUCUGCUGUUGAGUCACUAGUUCGGGCAAAAAUGCAGCAUAAGGAGUUCAUCAUAUUAUGCCUCGAAGAUUGUAGUGAUUGGAGCAUUGCAACUACUAGAAGGGUGGUAAUGCAAGUUGAUCCAGAGCUUUCAAGGACUGUAAUUGUGUCAACGAAGCUUGAUACUAAGAUACCACAAUUUGCACGUACUUCUGAUGUUGAAGUUUUUCUCUCUCCACCAGCAUGUACUCUGGAUGGUUUCAUACUGGGUGACUCACCAUUUUUCACAUCAGUACCCUCUGGAAGAGUUGGUUCAUCUCCUGAUUCUGUUUUCAGAUCAAAUGACGAGUUUAAAAAGGCUAUUUGUUUGAGGGAGGUGGAAGAUAUCUCAUCUUUGGAGGAGAAACUAGGCAGACCGUUGUCAAAGCAAGAAAGGAGCAGAAUGGGUAUAAGCAGCCUGAGACUGUUUUUAGAAGAAUUACUGCAGAAGAGGUUCAUUAAUAGUGUCCCAUUGAUAAUUCCACUUCUUGAGAAAGAGCACCGAAAUACAACGCGAAACCUGAAUGAAAUUAAUGAAGAAUUCAGCAUGUUGAAUGAAUUAAAUUUGAAGGAGAAAGGAAGACACUUUCAUGAUCAGUUUCUUACAAAGUUAUCAUUGCUACUGAAAGGGUCCAUUGUAGCUCCACCAGAUAAGUUCGGGGAAACACUCCAAGAUGAGAGAGUAAAUGGAGGAGCAUUCACUGGUCCUGAUGGCCUUCAAUUUCCGCCGAAGUUAAUACCUAAUGCAGCAAUGCGUCUCUAUGGGGGUGCACAAUAUCAUCGUGCUAUGGCUGAAUUCCGUUUUGUGGUAGGAGGAACUAAAUGUCCCCAAAUAACACGUGAAGAAAUUGUAAAUGCUUGUGGAGUUGAAGAUAUUCAUGAUGGAACAAACUAUUCAAGGACGGCUUGCGUGAUAGCUGUUUCAAAGGCUCGUGACACAUUUGAACCUUUUCUUCAUCAGUUGGGACACAGGCUUUUGCACAUUCUCAAGAGAUUGCUUCCUAUAUGUAUCUACCUUCUACAGAAGGAUGGUGAAUAUUUGAGCCGUAAUGAGGGUUUUCUGGGUCGUGUUACGUCAGCCUUCAACAAUUUUGCAGAAUCUACUGAAAAAUCAUGUCGAGAAAAGUGUAUGGAAGAUCUAGUGAGCACAACCCGCUAUGUUUCUUGGUCUCUCCAUAACAAGAAUCGAGCUGGUUUGCGUCAUUUUCUGGACUCCUUUGGGGCGAGUGCGACAGAUCCAUCUGUUCUUGGUGAUUCAACACAAAAAGAAAAACCAGAAACCACGCCAAAAAUGGCAGCAAAAUCGAGUCACUUGGCCUCAGGCAUGGACUCCAAUGGUUCUGCCCAGCUGGCAGAAACGAGACUUGCUGACCUGCUGGAUAACACUCUUUGGAACCGGAGACUUGCUCCUUCAUCUGAGAGGAUUGUCUAUGCUCUAGUACAGCAAAUAUUUCACGGGAUAAAAGAGUACUUUUUGGCAUCUGCUGAGUUAAAGUUCAACUGCUUUCUCUUAAUGCCAAUAGUAGACAAGCUACCUGAACGUUUGCGGGAAGACUUGUCUAAAUUUGAAGAUGAUGUUGAUACCAUCUUUGAUGCUGCUAGUUUGAGAAGCUCUUUGGAUCAGCGCAAACGAGACAUGGAGAUUGAACUGAAACGAAUUCGAAGGCUCAAGGACAAAUUUAAACAAAUUCACACGCAGCUAUAUCAUGAUAUAAAGUCUGUGCCAUAGCUUUCUACUAAUGUAAUUAUUCUUUAGUGCAAAGAGAUGGAUUCAAUAUCUUUUAAUUUUGGUUUCGCUGAUUCUACAAAGUUGAAGAGAGUGAUCAGAUUCUCUGCUGUACAAUUUGAUGCUUAUAUAUAUCGAUGCCUUCUUUUUUCCCUAUCAAAA